AUCAUACAAGAUAUGGAUAGGCUUCCUCAACAUACUUUUGAGACAAGCUCCUCGGGCUUUCGUCAUCUCUUUCCCUAUCCUCCUUACACUUCACACAAAGUUGCAGCCCAACAUUCCAGAAGCUUCAGUUUCCCAGUAACAGAAGACGAAAUUCACCAGUAUUUCAUCAAACAAAAUCGUUUGUCAGACCCAGUCCUCAGUGCCAGCACUAUGUCUACUCCAAUUGCCCCCGGGCCAGACGAAAUCAGCCAUUAUUACUAUGGGCUUCCAAGCAGACCACGGCUUGUUGCACGGACAAACUUCGCAGACAAGUGGAAGAAUAUUAAAGGGGUGGAAUUUGCUCCAGCAAAGGUUCUACGAAAUGUUGGUAGACAUCCUAUUGCCGUCCUUUGGAAUGACUCAACGGGGCCUUUACGCCGCAGCAUUAUCGAAGCACUCAUAGGUAUCGACUGGUCUGCCAUCGAUAUCCUAUCGAUCGGAUCUGAAACCGAUGAGCCAAAGAAAUGCCCCGUUGUGCUUUUUAUAUCUGUCCGCCCAGAUUCAACAUCCUUUGCCACAUGCUACGCAAUUGCCAGCAGAUGCCUUAAGAUUCUUCGAAGCCACUCUAUUCACGAUGUGCACGUCGAGAUAAAAGAAUCUGACGUACAAAGAAGCUAUUCAAUUCCACAACAGGCGCCUAUCGACUCUCCAAAGCUAUCCAGUGGUCCUUUCCGCGUGUAUUCUCACGCUGGGGCUCUCUGGUCCGAGUUCCUGGGCGUCUCGGUUGCCAACUCGACUACACCCUACUGUAACGGCACCAAAUGCUUGUAUUUGCGUCAAAGAAACACGAAUAAUGUGCUCGCUCUGACCUGUCGGCAUGUUGUUUUGCCUCUGCUAGGGCCCGAGAACAGAUUUGACGACAGAGACAGAAACUCUCAGUCUGAGCUCAUUAUUCGACCCGGCGACAGGGCUCUUGAAUAUCAAAAAUCUCUCAUUGCUGGCCAACUUGAAAAUGUCGGCGAUUUGGUCGAAAUGGCCGAUAGUUCCUUGACGUUGAGUCUAAAUGAAAAGCAGCGCCGAAAGCACAUUCUGAGAUCUAGUUUACCUGGUUGGAAAGAAGUAGAGCGACACCUUGAGGCUCUGUCUGAACCCGCCACGCGAAUCAUUGGGCAUCUCUUGUAUUCUCCCAGUCAUGCCAGUAGUGAGGCAAAUUCCGGUAAUCCCAGACUCCGUGAUUGGGCACUGAUCCAAGUCCAUCAGAACAAGCACAGCACGCGCCUCACGGCCCUUCAAAACCAAGUGAGGGUUGGCCCAACUCAUGAUCUUACUCACAAAUUGUUCAGCGCAGCGAUGGCAGAGAAAAUCAACUGUCACUCUUGGUUACCCCUCAAUCCUGGCAGAGAACCUGCAUCUCUCCUCAGACAGACGAUUCCGGAGACAGAAAUGUUCAGGCCGACAGAAGAGACUGGAAGUUUAGAUGCACCGGCAAUCGUUGUUGUAUUAUAUGGAGCUACUUCCGGCUUAUGUAUUGGUCUUGCCAACGAAGUCAAAUCUAUCACCCGUAAGCCGGUUGAUGGCUAUUGGUAUGAGUCUGAAGAGUGGUGUCUUAUUGGUCAAAGACUUACAUUUGAUUGUCGCCGAGACCAUUUCUCACGAAACGGUGACUCAGGGUCCUGCAUCUUUGACGACCGUGGCCGAAUUGGUGGGAUGGUAACUGGCGGACUUAGUGAAGGCCAUGAUGUUACCUAAGCCACGCCGGUGGACUGGAUCCUCAAGGAUAUCGCAAAUUGUGGUUUUGUUGUCGAACUACUUUAGUUGACCACGCGUAAAGUCAUUCUUACGUCAGGUAAAUCUUCAAUUCCAGCACCUGAGGUAUGCUAUCCAACA
Messenger RNA from Fusarium oxysporum Fo47, 1866 nucleotides. RefSeq lists its product as uncharacterized. The record is from RefSeq and is a predicted model, not a curated record. The transcript is spliced from 2 exons. Lineage: Eukaryota; Fungi; Ascomycota; Sordariomycetes; Hypocreales; Nectriaceae. The coding region runs from base 13 to 1728 and encodes 571 amino acids.